This is a messenger RNA of Drosophila grimshawi, 1628 nucleotides long. It is a transcript of the gene Trxr2, whose product is annotated as thioredoxin reductase 2, mitochondrial. Gene Ontology annotation, molecular function: thioredoxin-disulfide reductase (NADPH) activity; glutathione-disulfide reductase (NADPH) activity; flavin adenine dinucleotide binding. Gene Ontology annotation, cellular component: mitochondrion; cytosol. Gene Ontology annotation, biological process: cellular response to oxidative stress; cell redox homeostasis; glutathione metabolic process. NCBI's taxonomy places the organism in Eukaryota, Metazoa, Arthropoda, Insecta, Diptera, Drosophilidae. The transcript has a single exon. The record is from RefSeq and is a predicted model, not a curated record. The coding region runs from base 53 to 1597 and encodes 514 amino acids.
AUUACAUACAUUGAUAUAUAUAUAAAUAUACAUAUUACAAGCGAAUAAGGCGAUGUUGAUGUUCAGGGCCAUGAGAUAUUCGGGACUGCCACGUUCUGUGCUCCUGCUCCGCUUUGCCAGUUCGAUUGUCAGUCGAAAGCACGACUACGAUUUGGUGGUGCUGGGCGGUGGCUCUGGUGGUUUGGCCUGUGCCAAGGAGGCGGUGGAGUAUGGUGCUCGUGUGCUAUGCUUUGACUAUGUGAAACCAACGCCAGCGGGCACCAAGUGGGGCGUGGGUGGCACUUGUGUGAAUGUUGGCUGCAUACCCAAGAAACUGAUGCAUCAGGCGUCUCUGCUCGGUGAGGCUGUGCACGAGGCAGUCGCCUAUGGCUGGAAUGUCAACGAUCGGGACAUAAAACCCAACUGGAAGAAACUGAUCCAGUCUGUCCAGAAUCACAUCAAGUCGGUCAAUUGGGUGACGCGUGUCGAUCUGCGUGACAAGCAGGUGGAAUACGUCAACUCGAUGGGCGCCUUUGUGGAUGCCCAUACCAUUGAGUAUAGAACAAAGCAGGGGGAACGAAAGCAGCUGAGCGCUGAGAACGUGGUAAUUGCUGUGGGUGGACGUCCGCGUUAUCCCCUUAUACCCGGAGCCAUCGAGUUUGGCAUCACCAGUGAUGAUAUCUUUAGCUAUGAGACGGAGCCGGGACGCACCUUAGUUGUUGGUGCGGGCUAUGUGGGCCUGGAGUGCGCCUGCUUCCUCAAGGGACUCGGUUAUGAGCCCACAGUUAUGGUGCGUUCGAUUGUGCUGCGUGGAUUCGAUCGCCAGAUGUCCGAGCUACUAGCUGCAAUGAUGACAGACCGUGGCAUUCCAUUUCUCAACACCUGCAUUCCCACAGCCGUGCAGCGACAGGCGAAUGGCAGUCUGCUUGUGAAGUAUCUGAAUACAACCACUCAAAAGGAGGAAAGUGGCGUCUUCGACACAGUUCUGUGGGCCAUUGGACGCAAAGGACUCACCGAGGAUCUCAAUCUAGUUGCGGCUGGCGUCAAGACGGUGAACGAUAAGAUCGCUGUUGAUCACACGGAGGCGACCAAUGUGCCACAUAUUUAUGCCGUCGGAGACAUUAUCUAUGGCCGGCCAGAGCUGACACCUGUAGCCAUUCUGUCGGGUCGUUUGCUAGCGCGGCGCCUAUUCGCUGGCUCUAAGCAGCUCAUGGAUUAUACUGAUGUGGCCACCACAGUCUUUACACCGCUGGAAUACUCUUGUGUUGGCAUGUCCGAGGAGAUGGCCAUUGAAAAACUUGGUGCCGAGAAUAUCGAAGUAUUUCACGGCUAUUACAAGCCGACGGAGUUCUUUAUACCGCAGAAGAGUGUGCGUUACUGUUAUCUCAAGGCUGUAGCUGAGGUUUCCGGUGAUCAGAAGAUCUUGGGAUUACAUUAUAUGGGCCCCGUGGCUGGAGAGGUCAUUCAGGGAUUUGCUGCUGCCUUGAAGUCGGGCCUAACCGUUAAGACCUUGCUGAACACGGUCGGCAUUCAUCCCACAACUGCGGAGGAGUUUACCAGGCUAUCGAUAACGAAGCGUUCGGGUCGAGAUCCGACGCCAGCAUCGUGUUGUAGUUAAAUAAAUUAGCUUCCAGCUGAUAACUAUUCGA